Mytilus trossulus (common blue mussel) is the source of this 3968-nucleotide messenger RNA. RefSeq lists its product as uncharacterized. Lineage: Eukaryota; Metazoa; Mollusca; Bivalvia; Mytilida; Mytilidae. Bases 44 to 1849 code for a protein of 601 amino acids. The record is from RefSeq and is a predicted model, not a curated record. The transcript is spliced from 3 exons.
UAAAUCAUUACUUGAUCAUGUGAAUCAACACCUGAAGUUUGAGAUGAAGGGGCAUGUGGAAAACAAAUCAAAAUGUGCAGAACACUGUUCUACAUACAGCCUUAGUGAUCCAACAUCAAAAUGUUUCAGCGACAAAUGUGAGCAUGACCAUGAUCAAUCCUGUGAUGACUGCUCAACAACAGGGGUACUGGAUACAGUUAUGUUGGAUGCAGUAUCAUCUGUCAGAAACGCGAUUCCUGCUGACAUCCAAGAGGAGAUAACCCAUGACUUGCAGAUAUCCACUUUAAACUUAUCAACUUGGAAAGCUCAUUGUAUUAGAACAGUACACCAAGAACAAGCACGUAGAGAUGUACUAUUACAAUUAAAAUCUCAUCAAUGUUUAAUUGUAAUGGACUGGGCAAUGAAGUUCCUACCUAUCAAACACAGAGAAACACAAGCUGAUUUCUAUGGGAAAAAAGGCAUUGGUUGGCACAUUUCUUCUGUAAUAACAACUUCACAGAUUUUAGGUGAAUCACCUGCAACUCAUACAGACAAAUUUGAUGUUCAAACCUUUGUCCAUAUUCUGCAGUUAGGAACUCAGGGUUGGUUCUCAGUUGCCCAUAUACUAACAGACUUGUUAAACCAACUGUCAGUCAGGACUCCAGUGAAAGAGGUCUUCUUGAAGAGUGACAAUGCAGGAUGUUAUCACUGCGCACCACUGCUUUCUUUUAUUCAGCAUCUGAACUCAUGUUCAUCCAUCAAGGUUCUCCAAUACAACUUCAGUGAGGCACAAAGUGGGAAAGACAUCUGUGAUGCCAAGACUGCUCAUUGCAAAAUGCAUAUGAUCAGGUACUCUGGAGAAGGACAUGAUAUAGUUACACCACAAGACAUGAGAGCAGCACUUCAUGCAAAUGGUGGGGUUAAAGGUGUAUUGGCAUCAGUGGUAUCUGUGGACAAUCAACACGAGAGAAAAAUGUUGUCCAAAAUUCCCAACAUCAGUCAAAUGAAUAACAUCACAUUUCACGAAAAUGGAGUGACAUGCAGACGGGCCUAUAAGAUUGGUACUGGAAGCUUUUUGCCACCCAAUCAGUUUAAAGAUAGUGCAACAUUGACUGGAUUUACGGUUGAAGAGCCAUUCCCAAUCUUGCUUAACAACAAAGGUUCCUUGAAAAUCCUCUCUGUAAGACCUGAAGAGCAAACUAUUGAAGAAGUACCAAGGAAUGAUGGCCAUGAAACUGAUCAGUCAAUUUCUGAACCAAAUAACCAGUUGUAUCCAUGUCCUGAUAUGUCUUGCUCAAAAGUGUAUACAAAAUUAUGUUAUCUGGAAAACCAUCUUUGUCUUGGUAAUCAUGUGUACAAUAAUAAAAAAGAAAAUCAGUUUGACUCUAUUAAAAAAGCUUGGGCUUCACAGUGUGUUGCAGUGGAGAGAGAACACAAAGUGCUUGUACGAGCUACAGCACCUUCAACUGUUUCGGUUUCUAACAAUGAAGGCUGGGCAUUGAAAACUUCUAAAUCUGUCAAACGUUUCUCAACAAAAGUCAAAGACUACAUAUCUUCAAUACAUCAGUAUUUUAACACAACAGGCAAACGACCAAAUUUUGAGGAUAUAGCUGAAGAAUUAAAAACUAAAAGGGAUGAUGAUGGGAACAAAGUAUUUAAGCAGGAAGAAUGGCUUUCACCAUCACAAAUAAGAAGUCUGUUUUCAAACUUUGUGAGAAAGAAUGCACAGUCUAUUGAAAUUCAUACUGGUACUCAGAAAGAAACCAAGAAUGAUGAAGAUCUUCAACAAGCCCUAGCUGAAAUAGAUGCAUUGGAGUAUCAUGCUGACAUGGUCAAUGUUGCUUUGGCAUCUGAAAAUGAUUUUUCAUAAACUAUAUAUUGCUGUAUUAUUAUGCAGAUAUUGUUGUUCCCAAUUAUCCAUUUUAAGUUGGUACCCAACACUUUAACUGAAAUCAAUUUGGCUCGUUCAAUUUUGAUAAAAUUUUGACAAAGUACAUGUAUUUACUUUGAUUCUUAAAGUUUGACAAAGAUAUAAAAAAUUCAAAAAAUUUGAACCAACUGUUUAAUCAGAAAAAAUACAUAUAUAGCAGUUUGACAAACACUUAUUUUAAUCAUUGAGAAGCUUAAUAUUACCUAUACAACACAAUGUAAGUAAAACGUUUAACUGAUUUUACAAAGUUAUCUCACUGUAGUGUUAGGUACCACUUUAAUUGUAUAGAAUAACUGGAAAGUAGAAGAUGUAAUUAGCAUAAUUGAUAAUGGGACACCUCUCCUGGUAUGUUAAUUCUCAAAUUGAUAUUGUCACACUUAAAGCUUGAAAUACUUGAGUUUUUGCUAAUUAUUUGGGUUUUGCCCAUUUUCUUUUCCUCUACUGAUGAAAUAUUAAUCAAAUGAUACUUUAAUAAGACAAAUUAAAUUGAUUGAACACCUAUGGGUAUGUUAAAAUUUUUAUGUGAAAUAAAAAGAAAGUAACUAGGGACAAAAACAGCAUAAAAGUAAUGAUGAAAUUUAUAGAAUCAUUUUUUAAGUGUUCAGAACAGUUUAAUAGACUUUAGUAAGUACAUACAAAUGUUCCGUUUGGUUAAUAAAAAAUCAAUCCUCAAACUAAAGCAUGCAAGUAAGUAGUAAGUGUUAGUGGUAUAACAUUGUUCUAUAUAAAACUGUUGUAAAUAUUACCAUGGGAGAUAAUUAGAAUUAUAGAGGACCAGAUUUAUCUCAUUGUUUUCACUAAUCUUUAUUUGAUUACAUGCAAGUUGUUAUUUUAUUGUAUGUCAAACACUAUAUUAUUUAUAUGUUCAGAUGUUGAAAUUAUUGCUACAUUAAGGGACAUACACAGACUUAUAAUAAUGUUUUGGGGUCAGUUAUGUUUUUCAUGUUAAACAAAUUCAUGCUUUCUGUAGAAGAGGGGCGAGUGAUAUCAGAUAGUCAUGUAGUCGUUAAUUAAUGUUAUUUUAUUUUUAUAGAAUACAGCUUUUUGUGCUUUAAAAAAAAACAAGUUGGCUAUAAAUUUAAGCAAGGAAAAACUAACUAUUCAUGAAUUCUUUUCAAAAUAUUUUUAAACAAAGGGGGUUACCUUAUUUUAGAAAAUUGUGUAUUUUUUUGUUUUUAACCUCCUUAUAAUAAAUUAUCUCCCUUUUUGAUAGGACUGUUUUAAAAUGUGUAAAUACAUUACUACAAUAGGUUCAGAAUUUUAUCAUAUCAACCUUUUCAUGUUCUAUUUAUUUAAUUCAGCAAUAUUUGAUAAAGUACUUUCACAGAAAAUAAUUUGUUUUAAAAGGCAAAAAAUGGUGUUAAGCCACCCCCUCCCCUAUCAUUUUAAAGCAACCAAACUUCAUUUUCUAAAUACUGUGUGUUUAUUAUUUCUAUGUAGUCUGCUUUUUAUUAAUUUUUAUGAAGACCAAAUUUUAAUAUCUGGUAGAAUUAUUAUUUUGCAAGAAGUGUGUCAUUUUUUUUUCCUUUGCUCAAAUUUGUUGUCAACCAAUAACACCAUGAUUUUUAAUUGUCCAUACCCACCGAUAUAUUUUAAAAGAAAUAUUUAAUUUAAUGUAGUUUCUUGUAUAAUCUGAGUAAAACCCCACCUCCAGUGUUCAUUUUUAAUAAGUCACUGUUUACUUUAUUGAAUCUUGAAUUUUAUCAAUUUUUCAAGUUUGAAAAAAAGGGGGGAUAGUGGAUUGGAUUUUUUUUUUAUUAAUAUUCAAAUGCAAAGCAAAACCUGUUAUAUGGUAGCAAUUAAGACUUGAAUAAUUGUAAAAAAAGCAAAAAGAAAUAAAUAAAAGUGUUAUCUUAGUAUAUACAACCCUAUGAACUUUGGCAUUUUUUAGAAAAUAGGAAAUUUGAAAAAAUUGCUAAAUUUACAGAGUUAUCUGCCCUUGGGUAACUUCAUUUUUUUUUAUGGCAGAUAUGGCUAUGAAAAGGUCUUUGUGUUAUGUUUUAUAAUUGAUGCCACUUUUGUUGAUAAUAUGUUUAUAAAUACAUUAAAUAUUGUUUCA